AUGCAACAUCCGUUCCUCCUUCUACUUGCCUGCAACUUGGCUAGUGCGCUUCCUCUACAUCUUCCAGCUUUUGAGUAUCAACGGCCAUUGAAGUCAGUUGAUCUUCCUCAUACAGCGCAACCCUCCACAAAACACCUUGAUCGCGUUCCGAGGUCAGCAGAGCUAUUGUUCACCGCCAGCGACGACGAUGAGAUGGUCCACGUCUGGCUGCCCCUUGGAAAACGCAUAUACACGCGCGAUUAUCCAGUGCUUCCAUUGCAUCCGACGUCUGCGCGGAUCAGUAACGUCCUCGGUGUCUCAACCGAAGUGACAGCUCGACAUAAGCAGCAGCAAGUCACGUGUAUCAUCUCAGCUGGUAAUGAUUCGAGCGAAAGAAAGUUCGUUGGGCGAGACCGCGGCGCAAAGCAAGCAGAGAUGGAGGUGACUGUAUCGUUCCAGGAAGGGGAUAGAGUGGUCAGGUUUGAUGGACCAGAUUCCACGUGGCAUCUCAAAGGGAGAGAAGUCAAAAGCUACGAGUGCUUCUAG
Molecule: messenger RNA, 525 nt
Organism: Aureobasidium pullulans EXF-150
Lineage: Eukaryota; Fungi; Ascomycota; Dothideomycetes; Dothideales; Saccotheciaceae
Exons: 2
Coding region: 1-525 (174 amino acids)
Source: RefSeq, a predicted model, not a curated record